Messenger RNA from Zygotorulaspora mrakii, 4275 nucleotides. RefSeq names its product tRNA (guanosine(18)-2'-O)-methyltransferase (gene TRM3). The transcript has a single exon. Bases 1 to 4275 code for a protein of 1424 amino acids. Lineage: Eukaryota; Fungi; Ascomycota; Saccharomycetes; Saccharomycetales; Saccharomycetaceae. Gene Ontology annotation, molecular function: RNA binding; tRNA (guanine) methyltransferase activity. Gene Ontology annotation, biological process: tRNA methylation. The record is from RefSeq and is a predicted model, not a curated record.
AUGAGCACAGCCCUUUUUUUGUCGAACUACCUUACUAAGGAGGCUCAGGCGGCCUUAUUGACGGAUUUGACAAAUCAUGAAAAGUUUGAACAAGUAGUUGAUAUUUUGAAUUCCCAGCUCGUGGAUAUUUCAGACAAUGCUAAAUUAUGCAGACUUCUGUUUGAAAAGCUGAUUUUGAAAAUAUCUGGUGUUAUUGACGUAAUACGCUCGUCUGAUAACCACAUCCAUCAAUAUUCAGAAAUACUGGAGAGUGAUGAACUAAAGACAUUAGCAGAAUUGGCGUGCAAACUGCCUCAUGUUUGGGCACUUUAUGAGGAUUGGCUAAGUGAAAAACUUGUGCGCCAUAGUGUAGAGAGAAAAGAAAAGCUUUUUCGUGGUGAUUUUUACGAUAAAGUUUUCCAACAGCUGAUAAGUGAAUUUAAAACUAAGGGUGACACAAUCGCAAAAGAAUAUGAUGACGUUGAGUUCAUCGCGCUGAUGAAAGUACUGGAACUCUCUUACACAUUCGCAAGUGAAGCUAGCCUGAUAUCGUGCAAUAAGCUGGACGCAAUUGUGAUUGGACUUCUUGCGUGCGACGACGAGACGCUUGCAAACACAUGCUCCAACUUAAUCAAGUGGCGUGUUUCCCAAAUUUCAAAAAAAUGCAAUCAAUCAGCUAUUUUCGAUCUCCUUACUUUAAAGUCUUUGAAAGAAACCUUCAAAGGGAAGCACAAUGGUGCAUGGCAGCAGAAAAUUGGCCUCACACUAUUACUAAGACUUCUUUUACAGACACCGCCAUCCCCUCAGUUGGUUAAUUUUAUGCAAACAGAUAUUUGGGAUCAUAUUAAGAAUGCAUUGAUCCAUGACUCGCAUGAAUACCGUAAACUAGGACUUUCAAUAUUGAAACUAUCUAUACAAAAGUCAUCAGAUAAUAUGGAGAGUUUCGAAUCUCCACUUUUUUUCUGGAAUUCAUCGGAGAAGAUAAAAACAAUACAAGCUUGGGAAAAAUUCACUACUCUUUAUGAGAUUGUCUCUCUUGAGAGCGCUUUGAAUCAGAUUCAGGCUGCAAGUGACUAUAUUUUGGAGCUCUUCAACGAUCCUUUUUUACCGCCUACUUGGGGCCUUAUUCUAUUUUCCACCGGAUUGAGAGCUCCGAUGGAGGGUAUCAGAAAGUACAUGAUGUCUCUAUUAUUUCAGGUUGACGAUCCAGCUGUGUUUUCUGCCGAUAUUGAUGUACUCAAGGAAAGUAUUCUUCCAAGUGCCAUGGAGGCCCACUAUUUUGCCUCUGAUGGUAAAUCUUGUCUUUACGGUGAAAGACUAGUUGAGUUUGUAACAUCUGUCAUUUCAAAUUCUGGAGAUCAAAUAUCAGCCAUUUUGGAAGCUCUCCUGGACGUCUUAGUCAAAUAUGGAACGUCCUAUGAUCCUGCAAGAAUAUAUCUAUCUUAUGGAGUUCUAAAAUCAUUAAAGGAGAAACAUGUAAGGGUCAUAUCACUUCAACAUUUACGGUAUAUCAAAAAGUUGUUUGAAUUUGAAAGUGAAGAGGUGUUAUUUGAGACUACCAUAAAAAGUAUUUACCUCAAGUUUCUCCUUCAUGUUGAUAAAAGUGUUACGCCGGUUCAAUGGAUUCAGGCAAUUGUGACACAUUUGAAAUGCAAUGAAAACAAUUACAAGUACUUGACUCCUUUAAUGGAUAUCUUCAAAGAUUUUGCCGUCACUUAUUUCGAUCCAAACACAGCUAUAAAUGAAAUUAGCCAAUAUAUUAGUAAUGACCCGACAUUUGAAGUCUUGUCUGUGAUAUUAUUUGAAAAUGAUUCUGUCAUAAUCAACAAAUCCUUUUUAUUAGAACUUGCUAUAUCAAACGAGUCAGUCAACAGCUAUGCAAAGGAAGCAACAGAUAUUUUAAGCCAGUUAUUGCUGGUAGAAGACUCCACUAGCUAUAAAUCGACCAGUUUGCUGCUCGAUCUUUCUUGCUUCAGUUCCCUAACUUGGAAGUCCAUCAAACUGAAACCCUUAUUUGAUUCACUGUUCUCAGAUUUUUGUCCUGACAAGCUGUUUUUUUUUGUAGCUGCUUUUAAGAAAGUGACUGAUUAUAGUACUGAAUUUGAUGACUUAAAGUUUACGGAAGUCAAAGAUCUAUAUUCAACUAUACAACAGCAGAUUAAAAAAAGCACAAGUAUUUUCUUCAAGAUUAGAGAUAAAACCUAUUCUGCUUACUUUGAUUUUGUUUUGGUUUACAUGAAAUCUCAUUCACUAGAGGUUGCUGACCUCACAGAACUAUUGAAUCUUCUAAAAGAGAAUAUUGAUCGAGACAAUGGCAAUUUUGAGGGAAACUUACAAGUUUCCAAUAUAUGCAGCUAUCUACUUGAAAAUUACGCAACGUUUCAGACACAAGAGAACAACAAUCCUAUCUUCAGUGUUUUCCUCAUCGUAUCCACUAUGUGGGAAUCAAUAACCAGCGAACGACUUGUUUUGAAACAGAGGAGUCUACAUUUGUCAACUAUUAACUGUUUAUUUCAUUCGAAAGUUUUGCAUUAUGCGUGUCUCACGGAAAACCACCAUUCAAACUCAGUCUCUCAGAAGUUAUGUGAGUAUGGACAGGACAUCUUAGAGCAGGCACAAUCAAGAAGGGGUGUUUUACCUUUGCUGAGUAGCUCUAUUUGCAGUUUUAUCAAAAGAUAUGGGGAAUUACUGGGUACGAAAAACUCAAAAUAUGACUGGAUUGUCUACUUAAUGGCAUCGAUCUUCGCUAUGGAGCAAAGCAAAGUUAGCAUUUUCCAAAUAAAGCCAGUAAUUGCUGAACUGUAUGAUAAGAACAUAUGCUUAUACAGUGAGAGUAAGAAUGGGCUCUAUUUAGAUAUCUACAAAUCAAACGAAAUUGCAGCAAAAAUUUCAGUGAUUGAGACACUUAUUACCUCUCCAGCAAGCUUCAAAGAGAAAUUCGUAUGUAGAUUAAGUGAACUCGAAAACUUUUUGACUGCAAACAGAAAGACGGAUGGCGAUGAAGAGCGGGAAAGACUUUUGAAAUGGCAGCUCUUUGUGCUUUGUAUUCCAGAUAUCAAUCCCAUAAUGAUGCUUGAAAUUGCUGAAAAGAUGAUCUUCAAUGGAUUUUUGACAGAAUUUUCCCCUUCAAUCAGGGUUUAUAUGGAGUGGUCUAUUGCAUUAGCACUGGCAGAAAACUACGAAGAGGAGGCUGCGAUAUUUUUGGAAGACAAGGUGUUUUCUGUAAUGAAUGAGCACUCCAAACCUAUCUUGGUUGUUGGAGCCGAAAGAAUAUGUUUCAUUGUUUUAAAAGCAUUGAAAGGAAAAGCUAAUAUCCAGAGAUUCAUGGAAAGAUUUACCAGCACUUUAGUUUCAAAUGCUACAUCCAAUAAGCCUUUAGUGAGACAUUUUUCGAACUCCUUAACACUAUCAUAUUGGCCCUUGUUCCAAAAAGAAAUCAAAGAUAAGACACUUCGAAAUAUUUUUGAGGAACUUUACAAAAAUGCUCAAAGCCAGAAAAAUGAGGGACACUAUAGAGCUGGUGAUGCGAUUUUAUGGUCUCUUUACGAAGAUAUCACCUUGACCGGCCUAUUUGGAGGAGUUCUCAAGAAGAUCAUGGACCAUGAUUUGCCAUAUAUCACCAAGCAACAAUUCAAAACUCAUUUACAGGUGAAAAACUCGAUACCGAUUGGGGAAGAUGAAUGCGAUUUGUGGGUAGGGGAAAGGGUAACCAAACCAAAGGAAAAAAUAACGUCCAAUAGCCCUCCGACCUCUUCACAAUUCCAAACCAAGAGUGGUGCUUGGGAAGCAAUGUUUGACAUUGACGAUAAUGAAACGAUGAGAAAUGUGAAAAGAUCAGAAUUGAUUAUUGUAUCAUCGCUAGUGGACAAGGCUCCUAACCUGGGGGGCAUCUGCAGAUUAUGUGACGUUCUUGGUGUUGGGUUGCUAACUGUUCAAGACUUGAGAGUGAAAAAUCAUCCGCAAUUUAAGAGAGUUGCCGUUACUGCUGACAGAUGGAUGCCAAUUCAAGAGGUUACUGUCGAGCAAAUAACAGAGUUCAUGAGAGGGAAAAAAAAAGAGGGCUAUACGCUAAUUGGUUUAGAACAAACUGAUCAAUCUAUCAAAUUAGAUGAAAACUUUAAAUUUCCAAAAAAAUCGCUUAUCUUGCUAGGCAUUGAAGCGCUUGGUAUUCCAGGCCAUCUAUUAAGUGAGCUCGAUAUAUGCGUGGAGAUCAAGCAAUUCGGUGUAAUCAGAUCUAUGAAUAUUCAAACUGCCACCGCAGUUAUAGCACAUUCCUAUACAGUACAACACAUGUAA